Molecule: messenger RNA, 8445 nt
Organism: Tilletiaria anomala UBC 951
Lineage: Eukaryota; Fungi; Basidiomycota; Exobasidiomycetes; Georgefischeriales; Tilletiariaceae
Exons: 5
Coding region: 386-8326 (2646 amino acids)
Biological process (GO): long-chain fatty acid biosynthetic process
Cellular component (GO): fatty acid synthase complex
Molecular function (GO): holo-[acyl-carrier-protein] synthase activity; enoyl-[acyl-carrier-protein] reductase (NADH) activity; fatty acid synthase activity
Source: RefSeq, a predicted model, not a curated record
AGCUGGGUUCGAUAAAUCCAUUGAACGCCGUGCGUUUCGGUUGGUUGCCAGGCGCUCAGUUCGUCGUGGACAUUGUGAACGCGCUUGCGAGUGACCCUUUUUUGCACGCAGCUCACUCCCACACUCCCGACCGCAAACUCCACAGCUGAGGGAGUGCGUCAGAUAUAUCACACCUUUAUACAGGGACCACCCUCAAAGAAUCCUCUUGCCUUCCAUCUCUCGUGUCCGUCCCUCCACCGAUCAGCACCAUCCCGCCUGUCCUUCCAGAGAGAGAGCCAGGCUUCGGAUUCUACCUCACCCUUGGUGGCAUUGGGCAAAGGACGCACGCAUAGACCAAUACCGCGUCCAGGAGCGACCCGCUCACCCUCCUAGAAACGAGGCCGCCAUGCCUGGCAGCAACAACUCGUCCAACAACCGCACCGAGUCAGAGGACAGCUUCGUGCAAGUCUCGACUCCCACUACACACACCAUGUCCGCUUCGGCAAGUUCCUCCGCCGCAUCCUUCCGCUCGCUCACCUUGCAUGCCGGGAAGCGCACCUACGUCCGCAUUCCCGUCCCCGCGUCGCCAUACGAAGCGUGGAUCGCAGCCGAUGCCCUGCGCGACGACUUCCUGCGCCAGCUCUCCAGCUCUACCCCUGCUGGCGAGGGCGAAGCCGCCGCCGUCGAUGAUGCCGGCGAGGGCACAGAUGACCAAGUCGGCAACGACGACGGCUCGAACGGUCAAGACGCAAUCACCAUCAAGGAGCAGCGCCGCAUUAAGGAUCGCGAGGCGCAGAUUCUACUCACCGCCCAGUUCAUGCAGUACGUAUGCGACAAGGCACGCACCGGGAGCGCCAGGAGCAGCGCCCACUCGAUCGCCGUCAGCAAGCACGACCUCGGCGUGCUCCAGAGCACCUGGGCCUUUUUCAAUGCCCAGUUUCUCCACUGCAUCGUCCCCGGCUCUGCAGCGGUCAACGAUCGCUCUUCGCAGAGCCUGAUCGGCUCACUCGCGAGCAGCGUCAGCAACAGCUCUGAGUCGACGCCAACAAGCGAGUCGGACGACCCGCUCGCCGCGCAGCUCAAGCGCAACGCACAGGUCCAAGAGAUCCACACUCUCGCCAGCAAGUUCGACGCCGAAUCGCGCGACACGGUCGUCCGUGCCUACUUUGAGGCGUUUGCGCUGCUCGAGAAAGUCGCAGUCUCCGGUGACAAGGACGUCCCCACGCCCGUUUUGCCGACUCCCAAGCUUUUCACCCUCGCCGAACAGGGCCAGGCUACCGUUUUUGGCAUCUUUGGAGGCCAAGGCAGCAACGAGGUGUACUUUGACGAGUUGCAAGCCCUUUUCAAUGUGUACAGGCCGCUGCUCAGCGCGACGGUCCGCGCGGCAACCAAGGUGCUGCAAGCGCUCGCUGAUGAAGCGACCGCCCAGGGCUUCGCCCCCUUCUACACGCACGGCCUCGACGUGCACGGCUGGCUGACGGGCAGCGUCCCACGCCCGCCUGUCGCGUACCUCGCCAGCAGCCCGUUGAGUCUGCCGCUGAUCGGCCUGACGCAGCUCCUACAAUACCUCGUCGUUUGCCGCGCCGCCGGCCUCACUCCGGGCCAGUUCCGCGAGCGCAUCCGUGGCGCCACCGGGCACAGCCAGGGCGUCAUCUCCGCCGUCGUGCUCAGCGCGUCUGGCUCGCACGACCAGUUCGCCACCAACGUCGUCAAGGCUGUCGGCCUCCUCUUCCACAUCGGUAAGCGCGGCCAAGAGGCGUUCCCAUCUGUCACGCUCGAGCCGGCGCUCAUCGCCGACGCCGUCGACGGUGGCGAGGGUGUGCCAACGCCGAUGCUUAGCGUGACCGGCCUGCCGCAGGCCGCGCUCGAGGCGUACAUCUGCAAGACCAACACGUACCUUGACGAAGAUAAGAAGGUCCAAAUCUCGCUCUUCAACGGCCCGCGCAACUUUGUCGUCACGGGCUUCCCGCGUUCUCUCUUCGGCCUCGUCAGCAGCCUCCGCACCGUGCGCGCAGAUGAUGGCGUCGACCAGACUAGGAUCCCGUUCAGCAAGCGCAAACCUGUCUUCAACGCGCGCUUCCUGCCCAUCAGCGUGCCGUACCACUCGUCCUACCUUGCUGGCAGCACCGACCUCGUGCUGGAGAAGGACUAUGCGGGCGGUGCAAGCUUAUGGGAACCCGCGGAACUUAGCGUCAGCGUCCUGCACACCGAGAACGCUAGCGACAUUAGCAAGCUGCCAGACGGCCGCGCGCUGCUCAAGUCCAUCUGUGACCAGAUCUUCACGCAGCACAUCUUCUGGAUGCGCGUCGUCGCUCUUUCGGACGAUGUAACGCACUGCAUCGACUUUGGUACAGGUGGCCUCUCCGGCAUCGGUGGCCUCACCGCCCGCAACCUCGAAGGAAAAGGCGUGCGCAUGCUGAUCCCGUCCGGCCGCCAUGCGCGCAGCCAUGAGCUGUACAGCCUUGCCAACGUCGAGCGCGAGGUCAACUGGGCCGAUGCAUUCGCGCCCAAGCUCGUCAAGACGCGCAGCGGCGCGCUCCAGAUCGACACGCCCAUGAGCAGGAUUCUCGGCCGCCCGAACAUCAUGGUCCCCGGCAUGACGCCCAGCACAGUCCAGGCCGGCUUCAACGUUGCCACCCUCAACGCCGGCUACCACAUUGAGUUGGCCGGCGGUGGGCAUUACAACCCCAAGGCGCUCCGUGCCAAGGUCGCCGAGAUCCAACGACAGGUCGAGCCAGGUCAAGGUCUGACGCUCAACUGCCUUUACAUCAACCAGCGCCAGUGGGGCUUCCAGCUGCCGCUGUGGCAGGAAAUGCGCAAGGAAGGCCUGCCGCUGCAAGGCUUCUGCUGCGCAGCCGGCAUCCCCUCUGCUGAGAAGGCCAAGGAGGCCAUCGACGGCCUCAAGAGUGCUGGCAUCGAGCACAUCAGCUUUAAACCCGGCAGCGUCGAUGGCAUCCGCCAGGUGUGCAACAUCGCAGCUAGCAACCCGGACUACCCGAUUCUUAUGCAAUGGACUGGCGGCCGGGCAGGUGGUCACCACUCGUGCGAGGACUUCCACCAGCCCAUCUUGGCGACGUACGCCAUGAUCCGCAAGUACUCUAACAUUAUUCUCGUCGCCGGCUCCGGUUUCGGCAGCGCCGAAGACUUCUGGCCGUACCUCACCGGAGACUGGAGCGUCAAGGAGUACGGCGUCCAGGCUAUGCCCUUUGACGGUGUUCUCUUCGGCUCCUGGGUCAUGACUGCCAAGGAAGGCCAUGCGAACGACGAAGUCAAGGAGCUGAUGGUGCAGGCCAAGGGUGUCGAGGACACCAAGUGGGAAGGCACCUUUGACAAAGAGACCGGCGGUGUCAUCACCGUCACGUCUGAGCUCGGUGAGCCGAUCCACAAGAUCGCCACGCGCGGCAUCAAGCUCUGGCACGAACUCGACAAAGUCUGCUUCAGCUUGCCCAAGGAGAAGCGUCUCGCCUGGCUGGCGGACAAGAAGGACUACGUCAUCGAGCGCCUCAACGCUGACUUCCAGAAACCAUGGUUCCCGCAACACCUCGACGGCAAGCCAGCCCAGGGCGUGGAGGAGAUGACGUACGAGGAGGUCAUCCGUCGCAUGCUGCGCCUGCUUUACAUCUCCCGCUGCAACCGAUGGGUCGAUCCUUCGUUGCGCAACCUCAUGGGUGACUGGCUCAGGCGCGUUGAAGAGCGUUUUGCCGGCAUCGAGACGGCCGGGAAGAAGGUCUCGAUGAUCCAGUCGUACACCGAGCUCGACAAGCAGCCCGAGCAGCUCGUCAGGAAGUUCCUGACCGAGUACUCGGAUGCGCAGUAUACGCUGCUCUCCGCCGAGGAUGUUGCAUUUUUCCUCGCCAUCUGCAACCGUCCAGGGCAGAAGCCAGUACCCUUCAUUCCGGUCCUCGACGAGAACUUCUCCAUCUACUUCAAGAAGGACAGCUUGUCGUACGCCGAAGACCUUGACUCGGUCUUUGACCGUGACCCGCAGCGCGUCGCUAUCUUGCAUGGACCCGUCGCAGCUCGUCACAACACCCGCGCCAAUGUACCCAUCAAGGAGAUGCUUGGCACUGUAGAGUCAACGCUGGUUAAGUUGCUUCUCGAGCGGUACUACGGCAAUGACGAGAGCAAAGUCCCCGUCGUUGACUACCUCGGAAAGUCACCACUAUCGGUCAACAUGCCUGACUUGUGCGCCCAGUACGGCAUCAAAGCCCUUGCGCGUGAUAACACGUCCAUCUUCAAACUCGGCGAACAGCGGGUUCCAGAUGCCAAGACAUGGCUAGAGGCGCUCGCCGGUCCCGAAUCCUCCUGGUUGCGCGCUCUACUUACUAGUGUCAGCGUUGUACAGGGCAAGAACUACAUAAACAACCCGAUCGCUCGUGUCUUCGCUCCGCGCGCCGGCCAGGUCGUCGAGGUCACGAGGGACACUCAAGGCCAACCAACCAAGGUCUGCCUUUUCGGUGCUCAUCGUUCGUACGGCAAGACCGACGCCGGUUUCAAGGCUGUUGAAGUCAAGCGUAGCGGGAACCAGAUCGAGGUCCAGCUCUUCGAGUACAGGUCGGGCGAAGCGCUACCCCUUCCUUUCGUCUUCCACUACCACCCCGAGCGGCCUUAUGCUCUGAUCCAUGAAGAAGUGGCAGCACGCAAUGAGAACAUCAAGCGUUUCUAUUGGAAGCUCUGGUUCUUCCAGGACAUGCCCUCCGUCGAAACGUUGACCGCGCGCAAAGAGCACCACAGCCCGUCCAAGACGCUCGAUGCUGCUGCAGUCAAGAAAUUCUGCCAGAUCGUUGGCAACAGCAAUGCCUCGUUCCAAUCUGGGGGCUUCGCUCCCAUGGACUUUGCGAUCGUCGCAGGCUGGGAGGCUAUCAUGCAAGCACUCAUGGCCAGUUGCGAUGCAGACUUGCUCAGCUUGGUUCAUCUGAACAAUUCUUUCAAGACCGUGCAAGACUCCAAGCCACUUCGCGUUGGCGAUGUCUGCAGCGCCACGGCGUCGGUGCAGAGCGUCAAGAUCUCCGACACUGGAAAGUCCGUCGCUGUUGAGGGUGUCGUGCUUCGCCAAGAAGCCGACAAGAUGGUGCCCGUGAUUAAAGUCGUCUCGAGCUUCUUCUUCCGGGGGCGCUUCACCGACUUUGACACCUGCUUCGAGAACUCAUCUGAUCGGUUCUCGUUCGAAGUCAAGACGAAGGCAGAUGCUGCUGUCUUGCUUGCCAAGGAGUGGUUCUCCUGGACUGCACCCACUCCCUUGCAGCCUGGUACGACCCUGCAUUUCCAUGUCGACAGCGUCAAUCGCUUCAAGGACAGCAUCUCCUUCUCUGCGGUACAGGCCACUGGCGGUGUGUAUGUCAAGGACUACAAGGAUGACUUGAUACAAGUUGGUGAGGUCGACUACGAAGCAGAGUCUGUAAGCUACGGCAACCCUGUCGUCGAGUACAUCAAGCGCGCUGGCGGCAGCUCUCAAGGACCCGUCCCGGUCGAGAAUGGAUACUCUCUCAUCACUCCAGACUCCCCGGCUGCAUUCGCUGCGCCUGCAACAAAUGAGCCGUACUCGAUGACUUCUGGCGACUUCAACCCCAUUCACGUCAACCCUUACUUUGCCGACUUUGCAUCCUUGCCUGGUACCAUCACACACGGGCUGUUCUCAUCAGCUGCCACGCGCAAGUAUGUUGAAGACGUCGCUGCAGAGGGCCAUCCGGAGAGGUGCCUCAGCUUCCAAGCCAACUUCACAGGCAUGGUUCUACCCGGCGACAAGCUUGAGGUGCGCCUCCGCCACACAGCAAUGCACGCAGGAAACAAGGUUGUUAAGGUCGAGACGUUCAACCAACACGGAGAAAAAGUCUUGGAUGGCCAAGCUGAAAUUGCUCAACCGCCAACUGUCUAUGUCUUUACUGGACAAGGUAGCCAAGAGCAAGGUAUGGGUCAGGAUCUGUACAACUCGUCCGUGACCGCGAAGGCGCUCUGGGACGAAGCAGACAACCAUCUGCGCUCAACCAUGGGCUUCAGCAUCCUUGAAAUCGUCAACCAGAACCCGCUCACCAAGACUGUUCACUUUGGAGGUGUCCGCGGACACGGCAUUCGCGAUCGCUACAUGUCCAUGGCAUACGAGGCGACCGACGAGAAUGGCAACGUCAACACCUUGCCAUUGUUCCCCGAAAUCACCAAGAGCAGCCAGAGCUAUACGUUCCAUUCGCCGAACGGCCUGCUCUUUGCCACUCAGUUUGCGCAGAUCGCCUUGGUUUUGGUCGAGCUAAGCGCCUUCCAAGACAUGAAGCAGAGGGGUCUCAUCAAGAGCGAUGCAGCAUUUGCAGGUCAUUCGUUGGGUGAAUACGCAAGUCUGGCUGCGGUCGCUGCUGUUUUGCAGGUUAAGGAUCUUGUUGAUGUCGUCUUCUACCGUGGUCUGACGAUGCAACGCGCUGUCAAGCGUGAUGCGCAAGGCCGCAGUGACUACGGAAUGAUGGCCUGCAACCCGACGAGGAUCGGACCCUCUUUCUCCGACGGUGCUUUUGGCGAGGUCGUCGACACUAUCGGUCGUGUCUCAGGGCGCUUGAUCCAGACAGUCAACUUCAAUGUCUCUGGGCAGCAAAUGGUCAUCGCUGGUGAACUCAUCACCCUCCUCACUAUGACCAAUGUGCUGAACUACAUCAAAAUCCAGAAGAUCGACCUCAAGCGGCUUCAAGAGAUCAUGAGCAUCGAGGAAGUCAAGGAAAAGCUCGAGAUGAUCGUGACCGAGAUCUACUCUAACGCGCAGGAGGAAGCUAAGAAGGGACCGAUUCAGCUGCAGAGGGGCUUUGCGACAAUUCCUUUGCCAGGUAUCGACGUGCCAUUCCACUCGCAAUACCUCACUGGUGGUGUAGCGCCGUUCAGGUCGUACCUAUCCAAGCGUAUCAACAUGGAAGGGAUGAGCCCGAAUCUGCUGAUCAAUCGGUACAUCCCGAACCUGAUCGCCAAGCCGUUUGAACUCAGCAAGAGCUAUGCCGAGAUCAUCUUCAACCAGACGGACUCCCCCCGUCUGGAUCGUGUUCUCAAGAACUGGGACCGUGACGGUUGGGGAACGCCAGAGCGCGAGCAGAGGCUCACUACGACUUUGGUGGUGGAGCUGCUUGCCUACCAGUUUGCAAGUCCCGUGCAAUGGAUCAGGACGCAGGAACUGCUCUUUGGCGAGCCAUACAACUUCGAGCGCUUCGUGGAAUUUGGACCAAGCCCGACUCUUGUCGGCAUGGCUCAGCGCACCCACAAGGCAUUCUACAAGUCGUCAGAUGAAGCGCGAGGAAAGCGAAGAGUAAUGCUGUGCACCAGCAAGGACAAGGAAGCGUUGUACUACGCCUUUGCAGAUGCUGAGCCCGAAGCAGAUGUUGCGCCUGCGUCUAACGACGCUCCGGCGGCCGCGCCAUCUGCCGCCGCACCUGCACCGGCGCCAACACCUGCACAGGCUGCUCCUUCUAGUGUUGGAGGUACUGCCGCCAAUGUGCCCGACGAACCUCUCAAGGCCGUCGACACGCUUCGUGCCAUCCUCUCGCAGAAGCUCAAGAAGCCCAUUGCCGAGAUUUCGCCCAGCAAAUCCGUCAAGGACAUGGUCGGCGGCAAGUCUACCAUGCAGAACGAGAUUGUCUCAAGCUUGAUCGAAGAAUUUGCUACCGUGCCUGAGCGUGGUGAGGAGCUUCCUGUUGAGGAGCUUGGCGCGGCGCUCAACAUGGGCUACAGUGGCACUCUAGGAAAGUACACUUCUGGUCUUGUCUCCCGCCUCGUGGGCAGCAAGCUUCCUGGUGGUUUCAAUCUGUCGAGUCUCAAGUCUCAUCUCAACAAGGCGUGGGGUCUCGGACCAAGCCGCACCGAUGGCGUCCUUCUUAUCGCCAUCACGCAAGAGCCCGCGAAACGACUCGGAUCAGAGCCUGAAGCCAAAGCAUGGCUUGACUCGUUGGUACAAGCGUACGCUUCAACAGCAGGCAUCAGUCUCAACCAGGGUGGCAGCGGCGGUGGUGGAGGCGGUGGAGGUGGCGCAGCCAUCAGCAGCGAAGAGCUCGACAAGCUGCGUGCGCAAGAGCACGAGCACGCCCGUCGUCAGAUCCAGAUCCUGCAGCGCUACCUUGGCGAGGACGGGAAGGCAGGCGGUCGCGAAGCUGCUGCCGUCCGUGGUGAACUUCAAGCAGCGCAGGCUCAGCUUGAUGCGAUCUCCACCGAGCACGGUGAAUUGUACACCAAUGGUAUCAAACCUCGCUUUGACGCUCGCAAGGUCCGCACCUUCUCGUCGCACUGGAGCUGGAGCCGACAGCAAGCUUUGACGCUCUACUACGACAUCAUCAAGGGUCGCUUGGGGCUCGAGGAGGGCAGACUUCAGCUCGUGAAGCAGGACUGAGCCUUGCCUUUUGGCCUCUCUUGCAGCCAUACAUACUAGCAUCUCCGGUUCUUUCUAACAGGCAACAUAUAGAAUCUGUACUCUUAGCAAUUUCACGCAAUGCAUUCAGCUCUCAAAGG